Molecule: messenger RNA, 840 nt
Organism: Funneliformis geosporum
Lineage: Eukaryota; Fungi; Glomeromycota; Glomeromycetes; Glomerales; Glomeraceae
Source: the annotation of a GenBank genome assembly
AUGGAUCAAAAAAUCAAUUUAACAUCAACUUUGAAAUCCAAUUCUCCGAUUGAUACUUCAACAAUUAUAAAUAACAACAAUAUCGAACCGAAAUUCUUAUUGUCUUCAAAUUUCGAAUCAAAUCAUUUUUUUACGGAGUCUCAAGGGAUUACAUUUGCAGAUGAUGAACGUGCUACUCAUCAAAAUUUGAUACAUAAUUGGAUGUUACCCAUUUUCUCUUUACCCACUCCUCAUCUAUCAAUACAAUCAAAUAUUAACAAUACAAACAUCUUCAUGAAUCAUCCGACUCCUAGUCCAACUUCAACUUGCUCCGAUAGUAUCUCUACAAUACCUGGAAGUAUUUCUUUCGCACAACCAUUAGAUAGUUCACAAUCAACUUGCUCCACUUCAGUUGCUAAUCCUACCACCACAUCUCAACGAAACAAUUCGACCAGUCCUACGACAAGGAAUCGUCAUGAAUGUGAUUGGCCCGGAUGCACUUGGAGCUUUAAGAGGCUCGAACAUCUGAAACGACACAUGAUCACUCAUACCGGCGAACGAAAAUAUACUUGUAAUUAUCCUGGUUGUGGUAAAAGGUUUGGACGUUCGGAUAAUUUCGCGGCUCAUUUUCGAACUCACAAUAAGACCAAUCCUCGACGAUCUCGCGGUACUGCAAAGUCUAGUAAUAAAAUCCAAUUCAAUAAUUUGAUUGAUACAAGACAAAUUCAAACCGCCGAUAAUAAUGGGAUGUCACUUAAUUUGAUGCAUAAUAAUCCGAUCUCACAAAAUACCGUUACACAAGAACUUGGUUCAGCUUAUUCGCUCUUUUGUGAUGACUCGAAAGAUAAACGGUAUUUUUAA